AUAGUUUAGAGAAAUGGCGAUCGAAGGUACUAUUUAUGAUAACGCUCUCCUUGGAAUUUUACAAAACGAAGGUCAGAUUUAUCCUUUUUUGGAUGUUAUAUUCGGCUUUCUGUACAGAAGAACUGACUUCUAUAAAAUUCAACAUGAUGAAAAUGAGAAAAUGGGGUUUCCUGCGAGAAUGGCAGAAAAAAUAGUGCAAAAGGCAUUUAAGAAAUACUAUGACAUGUCAAUGGAAGAUGAUGCACAGCAGCUAAAGAGGAAGAAGCAAGUAUUAAAAGAAAGUGAAAUUCCUCCCCCAGCAGCUACAGUGGAAGUUAUAACAAGUGAAGAAGGUGAAGCCAAGUCGUUCCAGGUUCAGAAGGAGCCAAAUGCUGUCAAGUCUCGCAAAGAAAAAGUGAUCCAGACUUCAGAGAAAAAGAACUUUGAAUUGACUCAAGCAGACUUCCAGAAAAAUGCAGAAAGCUACAACGGUGCCAUAAGAAAUAAUUACAGUUGGGCUCAAACUAUUAAAGAUUUGGAUGUUCGAGUGAAAGUCCCACAAAAUGUGAUAUCGGGAAAGUCAGUCAAGGUUGACAUUAAACACAACAGCCUGACAGUAAAUGUUUUAAAUGAAGAAGGAUGGACCACUGAGUUUGAUGGUGAACUGUCUUUCAAAAUAAACGUAGAGGAUUCAGUGUGGACUUUAUUUCCUGGAGAACAUGUUCAUGUGAACUUGGACAAAGUUCAGGAACGUUUCUGGGAGAGUUUACUGAAAGAUGAGCCAAAGAUUGAUCUCAAAGAGAUUGAUAAUAGUCGCCCUAUGGAAGACUUAGAUGAAGAGGCUCAAGCCAAGGUGAAGGAACUCGUGUAUAAUGAACGACAGAAACAACUGGGCUUGCCGACUUCUGAUCAAAAGAAAAUGGAAAACAUCCUGAAAGAAGCAUGGGAUAAAGAAGGUUCUCCAUUCAGAGGACAACCGUUCGAUCCAUCAGCUGUAAAUAUUUCUAAUCCAGGUGAUUUGUUCAAGACAUAAGAAAAUGCAAGGUUUCCAGUUUAUUUAAAUUCAGUUUAUGAAAGACAUGGUACAUUGUUUUAUGUUUUAAAAUCUCCCACAUUUGGCAUGUAAACCAAGGACUUUGACGAAAACAAAUUGUUUUAAUAAUAUUGGUGGGGAUAAGUGAAAUUACCAGUGUUUACAGUGUUUUGUGUUUUAUGUAUUCACAACAUUUUUUCAGUGUUCCGUUUGUUUGUAGGAGCUAUUCAGUCUUCGAAAUGUACAGUUUCAAGUUUAUUAAAACUGUUUUUAUUGGAUGAAA
Limulus polyphemus (Atlantic horseshoe crab) is the source of this 1295-nucleotide messenger RNA. RefSeq names its product nudC domain-containing protein 3-like. The transcript is spliced from 8 exons. Lineage: Eukaryota; Metazoa; Arthropoda; Merostomata; Xiphosura; Limulidae. Gene Ontology annotation, cellular component: cytoplasm. The record is from RefSeq and is a predicted model, not a curated record. The coding region runs from base 14 to 1012 and encodes 332 amino acids. Gene Ontology annotation, biological process: protein folding.